CAUGUUUGUCUGCAGGCUCCAGCCCUGCAGCCGUGUCCAGUGCAGCCACUAGUGGGCCCGGUCGGUGCAGCCAUACUGUCCGGCGCAGAGAAGCGAGCGGCCACACGGGGAGAGGAUGCUGAGGCCUGGUCGUCCCCAAAAACCUCCUUCUUUUACCCGGGCCGAAUAGGGAAGUCCGGGCUAUGGCGGCACCCAUCGCGCAUUUCGACGACGAGUGGCCGAAUGUGGGUGAUCCGAGCCUGGAUGCGGAGCAGCAGCUGCCGCGUAAAGGCCGUGCGUCCGCCGCGGAGCUCCUCCUGGAGGAUGAGGAUGAUGAGGAUCUGCACGACGGAAGCUUCUCCCCGGGGGAACCUGGUGCUUUUAGGUCGAUGGAAGACCUGGUGAACGAUUUCGACGAGAAGUUAUCUGUGUGCUUCCAAAAUUUUAACGCCGAGACGGAAAGCAUCGCUCCAGUGAGUGUGAUCAGUGAGGACGCACUGCUGGAAAAAGACGAGAUAUGGAACGCUUUAACCAGCAACUAUGGACAGGUGAUGCCGGUGGAUUGGAAACAGUCUAGAACGUGCGCCCUCCACAUGCCAGCGUUCAACCUGGAGGAAAACCCAAGGAAGAGUGAUGUCACGGCAGAGCUGUCCGACGAUGAGGAGCUGAGGGAGCAGCUGGACAUGCACUCCAUCAUCAUCUCCUGCCUCACAGAGGAGCCCCUUUUCACCGCAGAGCAGGUGAUCGAGGAGAUUGAGGAAAUGAUGCAGGACUCUCCUGACAUGGAUGCAGCACAUAAUCCCUCACAGUCUGACCUCUCCAUGCUCUCCAUCGACGUCCAACAUUCCAAAACCAGCCCUGAAUAUGAGGAGAGGGUGAGGACCAUGACCGUUGCAGAGCUGAACGAGCGUCUGGAGGAGACGGAGACGGCGAUCAGAAGGUUCUCAGAGGAGCUGGUGCUGCAGCUAGCGCUCAGGGACGAGCUGGACUUUGAGAAGGAGGUGAAGAACAGCUUCAUUUCUGCGCUCAUCGAUGUCCAAAACCGACAGAAGGAGCACCGCGAGUUAAUGAAGAAGAAAAAGAAGCUGAAAGGUGGAGCCGGGACCUCGCAAGGCCACGCACAGAAGACACUGGGAUCACGUUUCAGCAUGGAGGGACUCUCCUCUGUCAUUCAAAACAGCUUUCGACAAACGUUUGGGAGCAGUUGCACUGAAAGACAGUAUUUGACAACCGUCAUCCCUUAUGAGAAAAAAGGAUACCCUCCUUCGCUUGAAGAUCUGCAAAUCCUGACCAAAAUUCUACUAGCGAUGAGAGACGACAGCGACAAGGUGCCCGGUCUUUUAACAGAUUAUAUUCUCAAAGCGUUGGUGUGAGCGAUGGACGCAGAGUGCUUUGCCCAACAUAGACUGGAGCGAUGACAUCUAACACUGUGGAGAUGCUUCAGAUCGAAGGUGAAGAGGACCCACUGUAUUUUUUUUGCAAGCAUAAAGCACACUUUAUUUGUUCCUGCAUGUCUUUACAUCUUAAGAUAUGUCUGUUUUGUGUUCUGCUCUUGUUUAGUUGUCUACUUUUUGUGCUCAGCAGUGUGACUUUGCAGACAUUCCUGUGCAUUUUUUUCAGUGUUUUAAGAUUUCUUUGCACUGUGAAAGAGUAUUCUAUAAAGAAAAAUCAUUUAAGACAUUUGUCCAGAAUGCUGUACCAGCAAUCGCUUUGCUUGUUGGUUAAAAGUUAAAGCAAAGCAGUCCGAAAGGGCUUUGUAUUUAUCUCAAGUGCUUUCAAUCCACUGAGCAAUGAACAAAUGCACAAAGCGCUGGGCUGAAUGUACUCAGCUCUACUGAGGUUAACUCACAUUAUGAACAGAGCAGCUGCAGUAAUAAAAAACCGUACAGGAAUGUAAAAGAUAAGAUGAAGAGGAAUAUAGAUAAAAACAGAUUUUAUUGAACCCCAGGAGGGAAAUUAAAUAUAGCAGUGCAGAGAGGCAUCAAGGGGAAAAAAACAGUUGAAUAAAUAACUUCUCAAUCUGAAACCAUUGUGCUUAAAUAUGUAUUAAACACCAUCAUAUAAUUUAACACAGCCUUUCAUAUAGCUUCAGACUGUGCAAUGAGAGAAGACAUUUAAAACCAUCAUUACUGUAUGAUCAGUAAAGUGUUAAGAGGAUAGUUUGGACUGAAGAGUUUUCUAAAAACCUAACUAUGCAUUCGAGUAAAUAUUUCAAUUUGUGACCCAUGCACUGUCUGUAAUUUUGCGACGCCGAUCAGGCUCUGAAUCAGAGACUCGAGUGUUGACGUGCCUGCUGAGCACGAGACGGCGUCCACGUGAAUGGACGUUUCUAUUGUGUAUGUAUUUCUGUAUACGAGCUGCCUUUACCUCUGCCUCAACUUUUGUACAUUAUGAAAGACUUAUUUUGAUGAAUGUCAUAGAACUGGACUAUUCUCACCUACUUCAUGGUUAAUUUAUUUUGUAAAUAUUUUAUUUCAAGUAUAUUGAUUAAACCACAUCUUCUUUGUUAUUGAGCUGUUUUCUAAUACAAUAAGAUGUAUUGUUUUCUGUCUUAAAUAAAUUAUUUGAAAGCAA
Sphaeramia orbicularis (orbiculate cardinalfish) is the source of this 2553-nucleotide messenger RNA. RefSeq names its product fasciculation and elongation protein zeta 2a (gene fez2a). The record is from RefSeq and is a predicted model, not a curated record. The coding region runs from base 183 to 1352 and encodes 389 amino acids. NCBI's taxonomy places the organism in Eukaryota, Metazoa, Chordata, Actinopteri, Kurtiformes, Apogonidae. Gene Ontology annotation, cellular component: axon; cytoplasm. The transcript has 10 exons.